Salarias fasciatus (jewelled blenny) is the source of this 2391-nucleotide messenger RNA. RefSeq names its product IKBKB interacting protein (gene ikbip). The record is from RefSeq and is a predicted model, not a curated record. The coding region runs from base 188 to 1366 and encodes 392 amino acids. Lineage: Eukaryota; Metazoa; Chordata; Actinopteri; Blenniiformes; Blenniidae. The transcript is spliced from 3 exons.
AUGGGAUUUCUUGCGUGAAAGGACACAAGACGCUUAUUUUAACAAAACCUUUCGAGUUGACAACUGCAUUAUGAACUCGUUAAUCGCUGCUAUUUAUUAUUCCACCCUACAGCGCAACAAAUAGACACCGAUAACUAUUUUUUUCUCCGUUAAUUUCCAGAAAAGUCAAAGUGGGGUUUGUGUUAAAAUGCCGACGGAGGUGAAACAGAGAAAGAAAACACCAAAAGUAAGUGACGAAGUUUCAGAAACUCUGAACGGAAAAAAUGAAGCGCAAAAAACAAAGCCAGAAACCGGAGAAAACGCAAAGAAAGCGAGUUCUGGCCUGGACUUUAAAAGUGUGAUGUGUUUGUUGUCGCUUGCAGCGUGCGGAGCUCUCAGUUGGAUGGUGCUGCAGCACAAUGAGAAGUUUUCCCAGAUUGAAGAGAAGUACAAAUCUCUGCAGGGAAAAACCUCCAGGCUGUUGGACAUGGAGGAGGAGAUCGUCAGAGUCUCUCAGAAGCUAGCCGCCUCGGAGGACGACCUGCGGGAGGCGCUCUCCACCGCCUCGCUGGCGGCCGGACUCCAGCGGGACGUCUCCGCCCUCCACGCCGCCGUCGCCGCCGUGCGGACCGACGAGGGCUCCGCCUCCCGCGACCUGCAGGCGGUCAACGCCCACUUCCUCAACGUGACGGAGACGUGGCAGGGGCGCCUCGCCGCCGUCGACGCCGACCUCGUCGCUCUCAAGGCCGAGUCCCGGGACGGCCACGCCGGCGCCACCGAGCGGGUGAACGAGGCCGAGCGGAGGGCACGGCUGUUGGCGGAGAGGCUGGAGGAGCUGGAGGACAGCACCAGGAGGAACGCCCGCGCCAUGGAGCGCGCCGAGGAGGACGACGCCAAGCGAGCGCAGGAGCAGCUGGACUGGAACACCAAGCAGAUCCAUCGGCUGGAGGAGCAGGUGGGCGGCCUGAGCCGGGGCCAGGCCGAGCUGGACUCCCAGCUCCAGGACGUGGCGCCCCGGGCGCGGGAGUGCGAGGAGCACCUGCCGCAGGUGGAGGAGGCGGUGCGCUCCAUCCUCCGGCUGGGCGGCGACCUGAGCGCGGCGGAGAAGCGGCUGGAGGAGGUGACGCUGCAGGUGAUCGGGACCGAGGACAGCAUGCUGAAGGCCCUGAACGAGAUCCUGCAGAUCAGGCAGGAGCUGGACGUCCUGCAGGCGCACGGCAGCAUCCGGAAGAUGAAGAGCGAGCUGUCCGUGGUCAAAGAGGCGGUCCGAGAGCUCACCAUGGUGCUGCGGGAGAACCGGGUAGACGGCGGGAAAGACUCGGACACUCCCGAGGACGAGGAGGAGGAGGAGUGGGAGAUGAGCGAGCUGGAAGAGCCGACUGAAUGAUUCCUCUGCCUCAGUUCAUGAGAAAAAAAGGAUGUGCCUGAAUAUUUAUCUGAAAUUAAGCUCAGAAUUAGUUUUUUUAUGUUAGAAAACUGGUUUCAUUCAAAGCCUAAAUACAGUUUGACACUGGUACAGCCUACAGACUCUUUACUAUUUUUGCCAUCACUGUUCUAGUGUCAUCCUCCAGUUUUUAAAAGAGAAUACUUUAAUUUAUUUAUGAAUGUUUUCCUGAACUCUUUGACAUUCUUUAUAUACUAGCUGUCUCAAUGUCUUUAGAUUUUUGCUUUAGUUAUGUUUAAAAUUGUCUCUAUGAGUCGUCGACUUCACGAGCUGCAACUAAUAACUAUGGUUAUUAUAUUUUUGAACGUCUUUGGAGAUUUUAAUGCAUUGCAGAUGUUAAAAAUAACAUUGUGGUUCUUUAAGCCUCCUCAUUUCCUCAUUGUAAUCUUGAGAGGUCUGGACUGCUGAAAUUAAAACUUAAUAAGAGAGUAAUUGAACAUUGUGCUGUUUUUACCGUCUCCUGCUGAAGAAGUUUAAUUUUCUGUUCUUUUUCAACCAGAUAUAGUGGCGACAGUUCAAACAGGUGACACUUGUGUAGGAUCUCUAGUUUGAGUGAAAUGUCUGAAACUUCUCAGACAGUUGUUUCGUCCUGUUAACUUUUAGAAGCACCUCUUCCUCCCAGUCAGUGAAGGAAGGCGCAUGAUUAAGGCUGUUUAACAAAUCUGUUAAAAUGUAGACAUGAAAUAGCAUAUUUAGUUACAGUGCUCUGAGAAUAUAGAUACAUGAACAACAUUUUAUGAAGAUGACUUCAGAUUUGGGAAGAUUUUAAGCAAUGAAUCAUAAAAUAAAAGCAUUUUCUGCCAGUGUUACUAUUUUUCCGACGGAAUGUAUUAUAAAUAAGUGUCGCAUCAUGAUGUUAUUUUCCUAUUUUUGUGAUUUUUAAUGUCUCAUGCAAGAGUUUACCCUUAAAGAACUCUUUCAACAGUCCCUGAGUUUCAGUAUUUCAGUGGAUGAACUACAUCUGACUG